Messenger RNA from Carassius auratus (goldfish), 2341 nucleotides. RefSeq names its product proteolipid protein 1b (gene plp1b). Gene Ontology annotation, molecular function: structural constituent of myelin sheath. The transcript is spliced from 7 exons. The coding region runs from base 727 to 1500 and encodes 257 amino acids. Lineage: Eukaryota; Metazoa; Chordata; Actinopteri; Cypriniformes; Cyprinidae. The record is from RefSeq and is a predicted model, not a curated record. Gene Ontology annotation, biological process: central nervous system myelination; axon development. Gene Ontology annotation, cellular component: myelin sheath; plasma membrane.
GUUUUGUAGGUUUCUCCUUUUUUGGAUAACAACUUAAUAGCCCUUUAAUUUUAAGUGUUUUUAGAGAAUGGAUGGAUGGAUGGACCCAAAAGCAUUUCCACAUUCUUAAACAGAAGGUGUGAUGAAAGUGUGUGUUGUAUCUAUUAAUCAGAUGAUUGUGAGUCACAGGCUAUUUGAGAAGAAAACAGUUUAAAAAGAGUGUAAAAGACUGGUUGACCUGCCAUGAUCCCAGCUGUAACCCCAGUGGUGUCAGUGUGUGUCUGUCUGUGCUGCUUUGAGUGGAAACACAAUGACGUACUCCACUACUGAGGCCUGUGAGUGUGUGUCUAUCUUGUUUGUUCACAAUGAUAGUUUUUGUUGUUAAAAACAAAAGCCAUUAUGACUGUCACAAGUGCUUCUUUUUCUGACCACAAAACCUCAAACACACAUGAAAACGCCCAUACCCCCCCACCCAAAUCUCUCCCUGACACCAGGCUACUCGGGAGAGAGAGAGAGAGAGCGAGGGAGGGAAAGAAGGAGAGAAAGAAGCGAGGGAGGGAGAGAAGCAGCUUAAGCGAUGCAUUUUUUCUUCCUUGAGGUGGUCAGUGGAGUGUAUCCGAAGAAAGAAAAAGAAAUUACCUCCUUCAGUUUAGACAUCACUGCAACAGAGGACAGAAAUCUCUCUGGAGUGAGCGGACAAGCAUCUGCACGGCUCUCUCCUGGCGUGGGUUCGACUCAGCAGUGUCGAUGUUUCCAGUGAAACAGCCGUGGUUGUGUAAAGCACUAGGUUGCUAUGACUGCUGCAUCCGCUGCCUGGGCGCCGUGCCCUACACCAGCCUGCUGGCCACCCUGCUCUGCUACACCGGUGUGGCGCUCUUCUGCGGGGGAGGCCAUGAGGCGCUCACUCACACACACACAUUCAUAGAGCUCUACUUCGCAAGGGACGUCCAGGAUUUCAUUGUGAUGGCAGACUUUAUAAAAUAUUUCCAGUAUGUGAUCUACGGUCUGGCCUCCUUCUUUUUCCUCUAUGGACUGUUGCUUUUGGCUGAAGGUUUUUACACCACCAGUGCAGUAAAGCAGACGUUUGGAGAAUUUAGGAGCACCAAGUUUGGCCGCUGCCUCAGCCUGACUUUCAUAAUCCUGACGUGCGUGCUCGCCGUGAUCUGGCUGGUUGUCUUUGGCUUCACAGCCAUUCCUGUGCUCUUCUUCAUUAAUAUGAAAAGCUCAUGUCACAAAGUCAACAUUCUGUCGGAAACCACCAUGUUCAACCAGCAAGCAAGGGUCUGCAUGGAUGCACGGAUGUAUGGGUUUCUUCCCUGGAAUGCUCUGCCGGGGAUUGUUUGUGGAAACACACUGGCAAACAUCUGCAAAACACCAGAGUUCUAUGUGACCUAUGACCUUUACAUCUGUGCAUUCGCUGGAGCCGGAAUCACCCUUCUUGCCCUGUUAAUUUACGUGGUUGCCACCACCUACAACUACGCUGUUCUGAGGUUUCUGGGAAGGAAGGGAAUCCGUUUUUAGGUUCGGUGUUGCUAGGCCUGCUUUCCUGUCGCCUGUGGCAGCGGUUUCAGAGGUGUCAUCACUGUGGCCGGUGAGGAAACACAAAAGAGCUCCAUGAAGCCCCUGCAGAGUUCUAUCAUACAGAGCACAAACCACUGCUUUCAUGAGACAUAUUAGUAAAAAUUACACUAAGAUAGAUUUACCAAUGAAAAUACAACAAUUCAUUGAAGCACUACACAUAAAACCAAAACUACUGUACAGUGGAUCUCUGGAGGAGUGGAAUCUAACUUCUGUAUUUCUUCAUUUGUCUCCUCUCUCUCUGUCUUUGCUGCACACAUUAUUAUAUACGCUCAUGGCCAUUUAUUCAUUUUAAUGAUUGUAUUCAUUGUGCUUCAUGGUCUUAUUAAUGCCGUGCGGUUUGCCAGGAUUUUAGCCUCUGUCGUCUCUCUCUCACACACGUUCCAUCUUUUUAAGAGAGUUUGAGUGUGUUGAAUCCUCUUCAGUCAGAUGUGGGUGUUUUAUUCUGUGUGACACACAUGGAGAAACAGCGCUGUAGUGAACAGCUUUCUUUGUGUCAGUUUGAAUUCAGUAUUUACAGACAUUCUUUUGUGUGAUUUUAUGUUUGUGGGUGUAUUUGUUGUAUAUUUUGACUAACUGUGGCAACAUGCUGAACCUGAUCAAUGAUGGUGCUCGAUCAAAGGAACUAAUGUCUUUUUAAUAUUGUUCACUGACUGGUUUACUUCAGAAAACUACUAAUUAUUUCUACAGUAAGAUUGAUCAUUGUAAAUGAUAAAAAACAUGCAGAAUUCAGACUAAAGUGAAUUUACAUAAACUGUGUGUUGAAUAAACUUUAAUGAAAGCA